AUGGAAGUUAGAGGGGGCCCUGCAGAGAUCUCUGCUGUGCAUCAUUGUGCUGCUAUAAAGGCACCCACAGCCACCCUAAUCUCUGUUAGUGAUCCAGGGUACAAGAAUUUCCCUACCCCUCCAUCCUUACAAAGGUCCUAUCGACACGUCAGCUUUCCAGAUGAUGAUGCGGAGGAGAUAGUGCGCAUUAACCCACAAGAAAAGAUUUGGAUGACAGGUUAUAAGGACUACCACCAUGCCCCCUUGCGAGGGAAGUACAUCGACGCCGAUGAUGUGGACUUGUACAUACGUUUUGCCAAAAGCGAUGCCUCAAAACACAAUUACAAUUAUCCUUACAUAGACAGCUCAGACUUUGACCUGGGUGAAGAUAUGAAGGGUGCUGUGAUAAAGACUCAGCCUGUCAAGUUCAAACCAAGAUGGAAGGAAGAUGGCAAGAGAUCGCGGUGCGUGUAUUGCAGGGACAUAUUCAAUCAUGAGGAAAACAGGUGGGGUCAGAGUCAGGACGCACCAGACCACGUCAGAAGUUGCAUCUGUUGA
Molecule: messenger RNA, 537 nt
Organism: Malaclemys terrapin pileata
Lineage: Eukaryota; Metazoa; Chordata; Testudines; Emydidae
Product: sprouty-related, EVH1 domain-containing protein 2-like
Exons: 2
Coding region: 1-537 (178 amino acids)
Source: RefSeq, a predicted model, not a curated record